Molecule: messenger RNA, 1232 nt
Organism: Seriola dumerili (greater amberjack)
Lineage: Eukaryota; Metazoa; Chordata; Actinopteri; Carangiformes; Carangidae
Product: serine/threonine-protein kinase WNK4-like
Exons: 3
Coding region: 1-330 (109 amino acids)
Source: RefSeq, a predicted model, not a curated record
AUGAAUCCUCUCCCUCCCUCCCCCAGACACCUGACCGAGGUGCAGAACCUACAGGCCAAUCAGAAGCGAGAGAUCGAGGGACUGUACCUGAGGAUGGGUAAAGCCCCGCCCCCUGGUAUCGUCUCUCCAGCCGCCAUGUUGAACCAUCGCCAACGCCGCCUCUCCAAGAGCGGGAACCACCCGCCUGCUCACAAAAACAGCCUGCAGAGACUGGACGUGCUGCCCCCUGCAGGCAUCAUGAGGAAGAGCUCGCUCAGCGGCAGCAGCAGCGGCUCUCAGGAGAGAGUAGGGAAAGGAGUGACCUUUGCCCCUGAACACACCUGUAUGUGACAGAGAGCAGCUGCUGACUGAUGAGGAGGACGAAGAAAGAGGAAGAGGAGCAACACGUCGCUUUAUUAUCAAAGCUGCAGAGAGACAGACACCUGAUCUGGGUUUUAUAACCUGUCCCAGCUCCUGGAUCUGAUCUGAGACCUGGAUCUGAUCUGAUCUGAGACCUGGAUCUAGUCUGAGCCUGGAUCUGGUCUGAGCUGAGACUUGGAUCUGAUCUGAGACCUGGAUCUGGUCUGAGCUGCUGGUCCUCCUCUGACCUGGAUCAGUUGUUUCUGCAUGAACACGUCAUCAGACUCUCGCAGCUGAUUUUACACAUUUUAUAUGUUUGUGAUUGUUUGUGUUUGACUGUCAAUCAAAUCAGCUGCAGAGUUUGUGCUCGAUGUGAAUCUAUAACUUUGACGUGCUGCUCAUGAAGUCCACCUCCUGCUGUAUUCUGAGUCUGUAUCCACCGACCCAGAACCACAGCGCUCCGUAUUAAAGGGUGAUGUCAUAAAGACUUGUUGUGACGAUCGAAGAGAGACGACUGAACGAACAGAAACUCCAACAGAGCGAGCACCGCCUCGUCCUCUGGAGGAUGAAAUCAGGUGACGUCUGGCCGAGAUGUGAAGAGAUGAACAUGUGGGUUUGGACGUGUCGCACUCAGAGAUUCUGAGGACUCUGCUCUCCUCACAUAAACUUUGUUUUCAUUCUCUUGGUUUUAACACAUGUACCAUAUUAUUUUCAUUACUGGAGUGCAAUGCAUCUUGGGAUAUGUUGGACCGGGAAGGAUUCACCCCCACUGGGAACUCGUCUUUGACAUGAAACCAGAAUUUACAGGAUUCAUUUAAUCUCAGUUUGUAAAGUUUGAAUUAUUCCAAUAUUAAACCUCAUAUUUUAAAGUUUUUUGUCCAAUAAAAGUUUGA